Messenger RNA from Daphnia carinata, 605 nucleotides. Its product is annotated as larval cuticle protein 2-like. Gene Ontology annotation, cellular component: chitin-based extracellular matrix. Lineage: Eukaryota; Metazoa; Arthropoda; Branchiopoda; Diplostraca; Daphniidae. Gene Ontology annotation, molecular function: structural constituent of chitin-based larval cuticle. The record is from RefSeq and is a predicted model, not a curated record. The transcript has 2 exons. Bases 258 to 533 code for a protein of 91 amino acids.
CAUUUUUGGCUGUUGCUACCGCCGUAUCAUCCAGCUACACACCGGAAUACGAAGCUCCCAGCUAUCCUGCCCCAAGCUACCCUGCAACAGCUUACCCCGCACCAGCUUACCCUGCACCAAGCUACAACAAGGAUAACAAAUACGCCGACGUUACCAUCACUAGCCAAUCUGACGAGCGCAACCUCGAUGGCAGCAGCCAAUGGAGCUACGCCCAGUCUGACUACAUAACCCGUGAAGAAUCUCAAGUCCAGAAGAAGAUGCAAGGAGUCGCUUACGAUUCUUACGGAAAGGCCACCUACGAAGAUGUUAUGGGCAACACCAACAAGGGAUCUUCCUACUGGGUUUCACCUGAAGGCGAGAAAGUCACUUUGACCUGGACCGCUGAUGAUGCUGGAUUCCAGCCCAAAGGUGAUCACUUGCCCGUGGCCCCCGUCCAUGAAUACGAGCUCCCAGUUGCUCCCGUCCAUGAAUACGAGCUCCCCGUUGCCCCCGUUCACAUCCCCUUCAAUGGAAAGGGUUACAAGAUUUACUAGAUUUUCCGACACGUGAUUGAAUAUUUAAAGUAUGUCCGAUAAUUUUUGUAUAUCUCGUUGAUCGCAAGCGUG